CUGUAGGAACUCUUCACACUCCGGAUGGGUGAGGGGCGGAAACAUUCCUAAAAACCCCACAACGGACCCCUUAUAAAGCGUUUUGGACGCAAUAUAACAGCUAUUGUUUUGCACGUAUACACUGAAGACCAGCAUCAGAAAAUGACCAGCAAACCAGAGGAGGCAGAGGUUUCGGAGGUUUCUGCAGCCCAGAGUGCGAGCGAUGCGGGCGAGGCGCGGACGUUAGUGGAGGUUACUUUCCAGAAGAACCCCAGUCAAAAAUACAAAUACCUGGAGGCAGAGCCCAAGAUUUUAGGGGUGACAGAGAUCGCGCUGACUGUCUUCUUCGUUCUUUGCAGACUUACGUUUUAUAAUGGAUCAUCUGAAUGGAUUUUAAACAGUUUAAUGCUGGUGUUUUCAUGUGUUGGCAUAAUUUCUGGCAGUGUGGCGAUAGCAGCGCAGAAACUUCACCUGCCAACACUCAAGGCUUGUUUGGGAAUGCAGAUGGUCACAUGUAUGGCAUAUUCUUUCUGUUUUUUGGGAACAAUUGUUCUGCCAUAUUCAGAUGUCACUGGCUGCUGGCGCUUCUAUAAUCACAGCGAGGUGGCAUAUGAAAAUGACGCUUGUGCACCAUUAGAGAAGGGAUUAAGCCAACUGUAUUCAUUAGAUCAACUCAUGGAGGCAACUCAGAUUGUCCUCUCUAUCACAUUAGCCGCAUACUGCUGCAAAGUGAUUCCUUGCUGCUUUCCCAGAUCUCAUGUGCCUGUCAUUAUGAUGCCACCCACAGCGCCCCAAUGAAAGUGAGAGUGCGUGCAUCUAAAAAGAUUGAUAAUACUAAUAAAACUCAAUCUUAGAACACAUUAUUAGAUACACUAAUACACCACUGUCAAAUAUAUUACUAAUAUAUCUCUAUAUAAAUGUUUUGAGAGCUAAAAACAUCUUGUCUUUUAACAGUUUAUGUAUAGUAUGAAUUAAUAUCUUAAUCAGUUUUAUAAUACAACAUAUAAAACUUGUAAAAAUAGCCUUUUACAGAACAUGUAAGUGUAUGUAUGUUCCGAAUCAUCGGCUGGUGUAUGGACAUUGUCGAUACUCAAAUGAAAGGUUAUUACAAUUUAAUAAACAAAUGUAAUAAACAAUUAUUAAAAUCACAUUGCAGUCUUCA
Molecule: messenger RNA, 1141 nt
Organism: Labeo rohita (rohu)
Lineage: Eukaryota; Metazoa; Chordata; Actinopteri; Cypriniformes; Cyprinidae
Exons: 7
Coding region: 142-777 (211 amino acids)
Source: RefSeq, a predicted model, not a curated record